GCGCGCGCGGGGAUGCUCCGUGGCGCGCGCGCAGAGGGCUACGCUCUCGGUGCUGUGGCUGGUGUGGAUCCCCGCAGCCCCGGUGCCUCAUCCCGUCUGCAGCAGCCGCUCACGGCGCCAUGAGUCCGGACGUUUUGCCGCCGCUGCUGCUGCUCCUGUGGACGUCGGCGCCCUGCUGGUGCGCGCCGCAGCACACGUGUCACCCGGGAGACGAGCUCUUGGGAAGAUGCAGUACCGGCGCGCGUCAAGACAGAGCUGCCUGCACAGAGCUUAACCUGGGCUACUGUAAUGACUUGGAUUACUCAAGAACCAUAUUUCCCAACAUCCUGGGCCACCAGAGUCGCGUGGAAGCAGAGUCGGGGGCGGAGUAUCUCCUCCUAAGCGUCAUCCACGGCCUGCUCAAUGGCGAGUGCUCCCCUGAGAUCCGCCUGGUGGGCUGUUCGGUGCUGGCCUCGCCCUGCCGGGAUGACAAGAUGAUCAAACCGUGCCGACGCACAUGUGAGGCCCUGAGGAAAGACUGCUCCCAUGCCUUUGAGGCCAUCGAGAUGGCCUGGCCCUACUUCUUGGACUGUGACCGCUUCUUUGCCAGCGAUCAAGAGGGCUGUUUUGACCCCCUGGCAGGGCUGAAAGCCAAACAGGAGCUUGCACUGUCCAGCCUCUCACCUGAGGAGCCCAGUACCAUCAUCCAGUUCACGUACACCUCCAACUCCCAGAUGUACAGCCUGCUGAAGAGAACAGCGGCCAAGUGUGCCCACAUCUCUCACGUUUACAGCAUCGGGCGCAGCACUGAAGGCAGGGACCUGCUGGUCAUCGAGUUCACCAACAACCCAGGACAACAUGAGCUACUGGAGCCAGAGGUCAAGAUGGUGGGUAACAUGCACGGGAAUGAAGUUCUGGGUCGCCAGCUGCUCAUCUACUUGGCCCAGUAUCUGUGUUCCGAGUACAACCUGGGAAACCAGAGGAUCCAGAGCAUCAUUAACAGCACUCGCAUCCAUAUCCUGGCCUCCAUGAACCCCGACGGUUACGAGCUGGCCUCCUCAGAGGUAGAGGAUAACAGUGAACGGGACCUCAACAACCAGGAAGGACACUUGUUGAAUGGUUGGACUAAUGGCCGAUCCAACGCCCAGAAUAUUGACCUGAACCGCAACUUCCCGGACCUCACCUCCAUCUUCUACAGGAACAGGCGCAGCCGUCACUACAGAACUGACCACAUCCCAAUCCCAGAUGGCUACUGGUUUGGGAAGGUGGCGCCGGAGACCUAUGCAGUGAUGAAAUGGAUCAGGUCCCUGCCGUUUGUUCAGUCUGCGAGUCUCCAUGGAGGAGAGCUGGUGGUCUCCUAUCCGUUUGACUUCUCCAGACAUCCACAAGAGGAGAGAAUGUUUUCCCCCACUCCUGACGAACAGGCCUUUAAGCAGAUGGCACGCACUUAUGCUGAUGCUCACGCCACCAUGUCAAACAACGACACAGACAGGUGUGGGGCCUCCUUCUAUUGGAACAGGGGCAUCAUCAACGGGGCUCUGUGGUACAGCUUUGCUGGCGGCAUGUCUGAUUUCAACUACUUGCACACCAACUGCAUGGAGAUCACGGUGGAGCUGGGCUGCGACAAAUUCCCCCCGGAGGCCGAGCUCUACCCCGAGUGGAAGAGGAACAAAGAGGCUUUGCUCAGUUUUCUGGAGUCUGUGCAUCGAGGGAUCAAAGGAGAGGUGAAAGACACUGAUGGAAAUGGGAUCAAAGGUGCCACAGUCUCUGUUAGAGGCAUCAGGAAAGAUGUCACCACAGCUGAGGAUGGAGACUACUGGAGGCUGCUGAACCCUGGCACUUACAUCGUGACAGCCACAGCCAAGGGUUACUCCAAGGUCAGCAAGAGAGUUCACCUGCCUCACCGCAUGAACAAGGCCGGACGCGUGGACUUUGUCUUGGAGAAGGUCCCCGUGGAGCCUGGUAUUGAAGACCACCUCUUUCCCACGGUGGACAGCUGGGAGCGGUUUGAUCCCUACAACCAGUUUGAGCGCUUCAGCGAGGGUGACGGAGGGGUGGAGAGGCAGGAGAAGCCGUGGUGGUGGAACUACUUCUCCCAGUCUGGCAUUUCACCCCCGACCUGGCUGCUGAGGAACGUUUAGACAGAUUGACAGGAAGUGGGAGCAGAAGGAGCAAAGGAAGCAGUGUGAGGAGGUGGAUCCACGUUCCACCGGAGCUUGGUAUAAUCAGCCCUUUGCUUUGCAGACCACAAAUGGGUUUCUCUCACUGAGGUUUUUGCUCAAAUUGUUGCACCGUUGAAUUUUUAGCACUUCUAAAGAAGUUCCACCUAAGAAAUAAGUUAUGGAGGAUUCUCCAUCAGAUCUGAUCGCUUACUGUUGCAUAUCUAAGACAGAGCUGCAGAAAAUAUGUUUGUGCAAAUUUUAAAAUGUUCAUAUUUUUUGCCAUUACAGUCUUGAUUAGAUUUUUAGUUUUUUUUACAAACUUUUUGAACUCUUUUAAUCACAUUGGCAGCUUGUAAUUUCAGUGACCUUCCCCGUAAGGCCAGCAGAGAUUUUGCCUUCGUUGUUUUUUAUAAAGCCAUAAAUAAAAAAUAAAAAAUAUUUCUCUGGA
Molecule: messenger RNA, 2589 nt
Organism: Oryzias latipes (Japanese medaka)
Lineage: Eukaryota; Metazoa; Chordata; Actinopteri; Beloniformes; Adrianichthyidae
Gene: cpz
Product: carboxypeptidase Z
Biological process (GO): protein processing; peptide metabolic process
Molecular function (GO): zinc ion binding; metallocarboxypeptidase activity; protein binding
Source: RefSeq, a predicted model, not a curated record